AGAGGAGAGACGGAGGAAAAGUUAGUCGAGAUGGCGAAUCCCAAAGAACUGGAGUAAAGGGGCACAUCUCCCCCCCUUCAAAAAAACAAAACAAAACAAAACAAAAAAAAAGAUACCGCCUUUUUGCCUUCCUGAGACAAAGCCAGCGAUGCAAAAUGCGCAACAAGGCCCCAAAGGGGUUCCCGAAACCGAUAAGACGGACUGCAAGGUGGAAAGCUGACUCAUCAAAUAUCGUUGCACUGUGAGUGAGUAAUUUCCUCACGGCCCGCUUAAAACGGUCAAUAAUAGCAAAGAGGAGCGUCGCCGGACGACGGAAUACCGACGGAAUACCUCGCGGCGACGACAAGACUCGCAAUGUCCUUCGUUGAGUAACACCAAGAACCUACACCAGCUUCAAAGCAGAACGUCGGUGGACAGUUCAGGCGAGGUCACGCAACGCAAAACGCAACGCCAUGAUGUUUCGCGAUCAGGUGGGCGUACUUGCCGGCUGGUUUAAAGGAUGGAACGAAUGCGAGCAGACGGUGGCUCUGCUGUCUCUGCUGAAAAGGGUGAGCCGGACUCAGGCUCGUUUCCUGCAGCUCUGUCUGGAGCAUUCCCUUGCCGACUGCACGGAACUGCAAGUUCUGGAAGCGGAUGCCAACAAUCCAGAGGUUAUCAGCCAGUGGCAAGGCGAGACAAAAGAACAUGUCAUCUCGCUCGUCCUCACCCAUUUGCCGCUCCUCAAACCAGGCAACGUCGAAGCCAAGGGCGAGUACAUGCGCCUGCUACCGCGCAUCCUUGCUCACACGAUUGAGCAUGGCCGCCACCUGGAAGAGUCCCGCCAGCUCUUAUCCUACGCCCUCAUCCAUCCUGCCACCUCCCUGGAAGACCGUGCCGCAUUGGCCCUGUGGCUAAACCACCUGGAGGAGAGAGCGGCCGCUAGGGGAGACUCGCUGGAAAGGCCAUCUCCUACCGGGCCGCAUCAUCAUCAUCAUCAUCGCCAGUCCACUCCGCCAUCCACGCUCACGUCAUCGGGAUCCUCCACCAACAGCUCUUCUUCGGGUAACCUGUACUCCUCGCAUCACCAUCACCAGCGCUACGGGUCAGAUGAUCGCCUGAACGGGUGGCAGAGCUCCAGGGAUUCGGGAUUGGGUGGCAGCUGGCAGCAGCAGGCGUACGAGAACGGACACCUUCCUCUUUACCCGUCAUCCUCAGUACCAGCAACCAUUAACACAGUUGGAACUGGUGGAGGUAGCAACGCAAUACUAACAAGCAGCAAUCAGCAGCACAGUCCUCUGAAGCGCUCGGUGUCUCUCACACCCCCAAUGAGCGGACCCAGCAACCAUCCCAUGGGUCCUGUCUGGUUGUCCCAGGAAGAUCUACGUAGUAGCAGGGGCCCGGCCCCCGAUCACGCACCCCUGUCCCCUCAAAGCAGCAUCGCAUCCUCGGGCAGCGGAGGAAGUGAGCAUCUGGAAGAGGCCAGUUUAGGAGGCGGCUCAGGUCUGCAUCGCAGUUCCUUCCAUGAUGAGGGUAGCGGCAUGAGGGAUGUUCCUUCAUGGCUGAAGGGUCUCCGUCUCCAUAAAUAUGCGGCGCUGUUUUCCACCAUGACCUACGAUGAAAUGAUGUCACUUACGGAAGAACAACUUGAAGCACAGAAAGUCACCAAAGGAGCAAGACACAAGAUUGUUAUCAGCAUUCAAAAGCUCAAAGAGAGACAAAACUUGCUUCGCAGUCUAGAAAAGGAUGUAUUAGAAGGCGGUAAUCUCCGUGUGCCGCUGCAAGAACUCCACAAUAUCAUCAUAACGCCAAUCAGGGCUUUCAGCGGUGGCGAGGACGCGUCCUUACAGCGCCCCCCGGAAACCAAAAGCUCCGCGCCUGGAUCCCACCUCGCUGGAGGAGGCGGGGAGGCGGAGGCGAGCUCGAGCGUGAUUGCGGACGGGGAUCUACCCAGCCAGUUUAUUCGUGUCAUGGGCAAAGUUUGCACUCAACUACUCGUGUCGAGGUCAGACGAGGACAACAUCAGCUCCUACCUGCAACUGAUUGACAGGUGCCUUAUACAUGAGUCGUUUAGCGAGACUCAGAAGAAGAGGCUGUUGUCAUGGAAACAACAGGUCCAGAGGCUGUUCCGGGCCAUUCCAAGAAAAACGCUCCUUGACAUAGCAGGUUAUCGACCGCAGCGGAGCAGUCGUGGAUUUGGUCAGUCCAACUCCCUUCCCACUACGAGCUGCGUCGGGAGCAGCGUCAUGGCCAGAAGGAGCCUUCGGCAAUUCCAGAUGCCCUCUCGGAGCUUACCAGGAGCAAGGCUGGGCCUGCUGGGCAGCGGAGGCUUGCUGGGGCCGACGCCUCGGAGCAGCAGCAGCACACCCACAGGGCCCAAGCAAGGGAAACAGGGUCUGUGGUUUGCCAACCCCGGAGGCAGCAACAGUAUGCCCAGUCGAAGCCACAGCUCCGUGCAACGGACACGCUCCCUGCCCGUUCACACGACGCCACAAACGAUGGUCAUGUUCCAACAAGCUGAUCUUCAGUUGCCGGCGACAGAGCCAGACAUCAACAAUCGCCUUGAAUCCUUAUGUCUGAGUAUGACGGAGCACGCCUUGGGAGACCCCCUUCCCUUGCUCAUCCAAUCAGCAGUCAGAACGCAGUCUAGAUGCAUUCAGGGACAUGCGACGGUGCCGAUCGCACGUCAACAAUAUGAAACGGGGGCCAGAAGCGUGUCAGAAGCUUCGCGGGGGCCCUCCCACAACAAGUCACCCUGAGGUCACCUGCCCUCCGGUGCCCUCUUCCUGUAGCCAAAAAAGGUAGAGCUCCAAGCAAAAAGGGGGCGUCGAAGAAUCACAUGCCAUCACACUGGCUGCAUUGACGGGGACGGGGGGGGGGGGUCGGAAAAACACACUUCCUGUUGUGACCAACAAUGUAGGGGGGGUGGAAGAGAACAAGGUCUGACAGGUGUGUGUGUGAGAGAGAGAACGGCGCCCUCUCAGGAGAUCAGAAGCACUACAACCGACACAUCAGCGGAGCAGGAGACGCCCGCCCUGGGGACCCGGGCCCCAUUGAAGCCCAUUUGGUCCCUGUACAAGAAAAAAAAAGGCCCCUUGUCUUUGUUUACAUAACGAUGCUACUUUUAAAGGGUACAGAAAGAAAACUACAUCAGGUAUGGGUUAUCGUAUUUUGAGUGCCAGCUUUACACCCCAUGAGUAGCCAUCAUGCUAGUUUACAACAACAUGCUAUACUUUAUUAUAUUUAUCCAAGGCUUGAAGAAAAUAUGCUAAUUAAGUGAUGGAGACGCGGUAAAAAAAGAAGAAGAAGAAGAAAGUUGAAGGGAAUGAGUUGACACGAUAAAAGUGUGGGGGGGGGGGUUCGGGAUCUGGAAAAGGAAGUGGAUGUUUUGACGGAGCGAAACAUCAGAGGCCGGACCUUUUGAUGUCCUUAAAAUGACGGAGGGAGAGGACGUCACGUUGGAAUCGUGUAUUUUGUAUGUCCUGCGAGCGGAAGAGGAAGUGACUGGUCGGUUGCAUAUCGUUUUUAUCUUUAGCUUAUAUUGUAUCGACUCUCAAAUUCAGAGGAUUAGUGUAGUUUUUUCAUACAUGUAAAUGGGAGAUAAAUACAGCUGUAUUACCAAUGGGAUUUUGUAUGUAUGUUCGGAUACUGGGAUUUUUUUUUUGAUGUUUUUGUUUAACCCUUAGAUGCAUAAGUGGGUCAAAAAUGACCCGGUCAGGUUGUUUUCUUGAAAUAUGUUCAUAAUUAAAAUUUGUUAUCAUUUCAUAUUCCAGGUAUUCCUAAAAAAAACAUGUUUUUGAUAUCAUACCAUUCAAAUUUUUAACUUACCUUUUAGAAAUUUUAAGAAAUUUUAGUUUUUGUUACUACUCCAACCUUCCAUAAGUGGGUCAAAAAUGACCCCGUCAGGUUGUUUUCUUGAAAUAUCUUCGUAAUUAAAAAUUGUUAUCAUUUCAUAGUCCAGGUAUUCCUAAAAAAAAACAUGUUUUUGAUAUCAUACCAUUCACAUUUUUAACUUACCUUUUAGAAAUUUUAGUUUUUGUGUUACUACCCCAACCUUCCAUAAGUGGGUCAAAAAUGACUAGUUCAAGUUGUUUUCUUGAAAUAUCUUCAUAAUUAAAAAUUAUCAUUUCAUAUUCCAGGUAUUCCUCAAAAAACAUGUUUUUGCUAUCAUACCAUUGAAAUUUUUAACUUGCCUUUUAUAAAUUUUAAGAAAUUUUAGUUUUUGUGUUACUACCCCAACCUUCCAUAAGUGGGUCAAAAAUGACUUGUUCAGGUUGAUUUCUUGAAAUAUGUUCAUAAUUAAAAAUUGCUAUCAUUUCAUAUUCCAGGUAUUCCUAAAAAAAAACAUGUUUUUGAUAUCAUACCAUUCACAUUUUUAACUUACCUUUUAUAAAUUUUAGUUUUUGUGUUACUACCCCAACCUUCCAUAAGUGGGUCAAAAAUGACCCGGUCAGGUUGUUUUCUUGAAAUAUCUUCAUAAUUAAAAUUUGUUAUAAAUUUCAUAGUCCAGGUAUUCCUAAAAAACAUGUUUUUCAUAUCAUGCCAUUCAAAUUUUUAACUUUUAUAAAUUUUAAGAAAUUUUAGUUUUUGUGUUACUACCCCAACCUUCCAUAAGUGGGUCAAAAAUGACCCGGUCAGGUUGUUUUCUUGAAAUAUUUUUGUAAUUAAAAUUUGUUAUCAUUUCAUAUUCCAGGUAUUCCUAAAAAAAAAACAUGUUUUUGAUAUCAUGCCAUUCAAAUUUUUAACUUACCUUUUAUACAUUUUAAGAAAUUUUAGUUUUUAUGUUACUACCCCAACCUUCCAUAAGUGGGUCAAAAAUGACUCGGUCAGGUUAUUUUCUUGAAAUAUCUUCAUAAUUAAAAUUGUCAUCAUUUUUUGCUAUCAUACCAUUCAAAUUUUUAACUUACCUUUUAUACAUUUUAAGAAAUUUUCGUUUCUGUGUUACUACCCCAACCUUCCAUAAGUGGGUCAAAAAUGACCCGGUCAGGUUGUUUUCUUGAAAUAUCUUUCUAAUUAAAAUUAUCAUUUUUUGCUAUCAUACCAUUCACAUUUUUAACUUACCUUUUAUAAAUUUUAAGAAAUUUUAGUUUUUGUGUUACUACCCCAACCUUCCAUAAGUGGGUCAAAAAUGACUAGUUCAAGUUGUUUUCUUGAAAUAUCUUCGUAAUUAAAAAUUAUCAUUUCAUAUUCCAGGUAUUCCUCAAAAAACAUGUUUUUGCUAUCAUACCAUUGAAAAUUUUAACUUGCCUUUUAUAAAUUUUAAGAAAUUUUAGUUUUUGUGUUACUACCCCAACCUUCCAUAAGUGAGUCAAAAAUAACUUGGUCGGGUUGUUUUCUUGAAAUAUCUUUGUAAUUAAAAAUUAUCAUUUCAUAGUCCAGGUAUUCCUAAAAAAAACAUGUUUUUGAUAUCAUGCCAUUCAAAUUUUUAACUUACCUUUUUAUAAAUUUUAAGAAAUUUUAGUUUUUGUGUUACUACCCCAACCUUCCGUAAGUGGGUCAAAAAUGACCCAGUCAGGUUGUUUUCUUGAAAUAUCUUUGUAAUUAAAAUUUGUUAUCAUUUCAUAUUCCAGGUAUUCCUAAAAAAACAUGUUUUUGAUAUCAUGCCAUUCAAAUUUUUAACUUUUAUAAAUUUUAAGAAAUUUUAGUUUUUGUGUUACUACCCCAACCUUCCAUAAGUGGGUCAAAAAUGACUCGGUCAGGUUGUUUUCUUGAAAUAUUUUUGUAAUUAAAAAUUAUCAUCAUUUCAUAUUACAGGUAUUCCUCAAAAAACAUGUUUUUGAUAUCAUACCAUUCAAAUUUUUAACUUUUAUAAAUUUUAAGAAAUUUUAGUUUUUGUGUUACUACCCCAACCUUCCAUAAGUGGGUCAAAAAUGACUCGGUCAGGUUGUUUUCUUGAAAUAUCUUCAUAAUUAAAAAUUGUUAUCAUUUCAUAGUCCAGGUAUUCCUCAAAAAAACAUGUUUUUGCUAUCAUACCAUUCAAUUUUUUAACUUUUAUAAAUUUUAAGAAAUUUUAUUUUUUUGUGUUACUACCCCAACCUUCCAUAAGUGGGUCAAAAAUGACUCGGUCAGGUUGUUUUCUUGAAAUAUCUUCGUAAUUAAAAAUUGUUAUCAUUUCAUAGUCCAGGUAUUCCUAAAAAAAACAUGUUUUUGCUAUCAUACCAUUCAAAUUUUUAACUUUUAUAAAUUUUAAGAAAUUUUAGUUUUUGUGUUACUACCCCAACCUUCCAUAAGUGGGUCAAAAAUGACCCGCAUGUAUUUUCUAUGGAAUCCAAUCGGAACCUUUGAGUAUUAUCUUUAUAUUAUAUUAUAAUAUUAUUCAUAUAAUAAUAUUCAUAUAAUAACCUAACCAAAAUGGCAUAAAAAGGCAUUGAUUCUGGUAUGUGUGAUUUUUGACCCACUUAUGGAAGAGUGUAGGGUCCAGUCACUCAUGCAUCUAAGGGUUAAAAAAACAACCUUUGUAAAACAAGGGUGAUUUAAGCUGCAUAUGCUAACUUUGUUAGCAUAAAGGAACAUUUAAAAUACGGAGUGAGGAAAAUGAGGUUUUCAACAUGGGAGACCCGGCUGUGUCUUAAUUAAGUAUAGAAGCGAGUGAAUUGAAACACAGCCUUUUAAGUCAGUCAGCCAGUCAGUCAGUCAGUCAGUCAAGUCCAUGAAGGGGUUGCUUGUCCCAGAGACUGUAGAUACUGCCACCUACUGGCCCAUAAAGUUAGUGGCGGUGCAUAGUCACCUGACCGCUCUAUAAAGAGGCCAAAUAUUAUUGGUGGUUGAAAGUAAAUGAAGCUUUUCUGUUUGUUUUCAUCCAAUGACUGAGGCGUUUAGGAAACACUAAUGAUGUGUGAUGACGGUUAUUAUUAUUAUUAUUAUUAUUAUUCAUUCUUUUAUUGCUAUUGUACUUUCUUUUCUAUGCUGCACUUCUAAUAAUAUGAGAGGAGAAGAUCCAAACGGACACGGUGAUUUUGCUUCUCAGCCGUCAGUACCAAAACACCCAAUGACCAUUUUCCGGUCCACCAUCACAGAAGUUCGAUUCCGUUUCGGUGCCCUUUUUUUUCCCCCCAUCAACACAUUUAAAAAGGACCAAAGCAGUUUUUGGAUGUUUGUUUUGAUCUUUGCCGGAUCUCGAGUAAGGCUAGUGACCUGAGACGUCAAUUAGAGCUUUGUUAUGCUACCAAAACGCUAUAACUAUCAAUAAGCUAGUUAGCUUCUUGUGUAGUAACUCAAGUGACAAUUAUCAGAGUAACUUCAGUCGUGUUUAAUUAAUAGCGGGUCCCGGGUGAGCAAGAUGCGGACCUACUAUGCGGACGCUUACUACCCUGGGUUGUCGCCAUUUUGAAAUAAUGGCGGCUGAGAAGCAACUAGAGCUGAAACGUUAGCGAAGAGAGGAAGAAGCGUCGGGAAACUACCGCAGUCGUCGUUGUUAGUGAGUGAACUAAGUACACAGUGUAGACGUUGUACUUCAUAAUGGAAGUACAGUACAGUGGAUCCCCGUACUUUCACCAUUCAGCCCACAAACAUAAGAAUUUUUGGUCAAUUUAAAAAAAAAAAAAAAAUUGGCGGCACGGUGGUCGAGUGGUUCGCGUGCAGACCUCACAGCGAGGAGACCAGGGUUCAAUCCCAUCCUCAGCCAUCUCUGAGAAAAUGAAUGAAUGAAUGAUUCAGGAAGAAGUCUUGUAUUUUGAUCUGACAAAUCUUAAGUAAAUUUGAUCAAUUCCAGGGUUCAAUUCCACCCUCGGUCAUCUCUGUGUGGACUUUGCGUGGGUUUUCUCCGGGUACUCCGGUUUCCUCCCACAUUCCAAAAAACAUGCUAGGUUAAUUAGCGACUCCAAAUUGUCCAUAGGUAUGAAUGUGAGUGUGAAUGGUUGUUUGUCUAUAUGUGCCCUGUGAUUGGCUGGCCACCAGUCCAGGGUGUACCCCGCCUGUCGCCCAAAGACAGCUGGGAAAUAUCACAUAUGCGAUUAUACAAGUUAAAGUACAGCAUGUUUAUGUCUUGUGCUUCACCGACUAUGUUUUUGAGUCCUUGAACGCACCAUAACUGGUGUGGCCACAAAAAAAGUUAGUUGUUUGUUUACAAACAAAUCAUCAACAUUCUUAUUGCAAAUGUUGAUACAAAAUCAGCUGUGUGUAAAAAAUGGCUAUUUUUACUAGCAUAACAAUUACCCCCCCCCCCCCCCCCCCAAAAAAGGCGGGGAUCUACUGUACUGUAUUCCAUUUGAGAAACAGCCGACAUAUGAUGUCGAUGUAACCAUCGAUGUGUCGCAUUCAGAUGACGUCUUGUGUUUAUCGUUUUUUCCCGAUCUCUGUCGCAUUAAGUUCCGUUCGGUUCCUCGCCUCCGUGACGCGAACGCCACAUGAACCCGCUUCACUCACGCGUGGACGGACUCAUGUUAGAAACCUUCAGGCUCACUGCGCGUCUCCGCGGGUGACAUCAUCAGCAUGGCGAUAAACCUUUGCUAUAAAUUUCAGUACUUAAACAUACUUAUUUAUUCUUUAUUUUUCUGCAGAGCUCAUACUUGUACUCGAUGUAGGUGUAUUGUUAUUUAAAAGUACCGGUAUGUAUUAACAAGUUAUGGCUGGUGACCAUACAAACAUCUCAAAUAUUAACCGUUGUUUUUGACGUUUUUUGAUGUUUUUUGUUGAUUGUAACCGUUUAAUUUGUGUCAUUUGGACCGCGACUCGUAUAGCUAGCAUAGCUAACAUUCAGUAGGAGUUCACUCAUAGGAGAAUUGGGAGCGCAGUUACCACUUCCUCACAUAUAGAGCGGGAACGAUGCCUUCCCAUAAUGCAACAUUUUGUUCCACCAUUAAAAUCCAUGGUACAAGUAUUGUUUCAAGUCGUCGUUUAACAACCGUAAAUGCUAUUGUUGUUAGCCGUAUUGUGCUGAGCUGCCUGGACAAAGUUGCGCGAACUUAAAUGGCCGCGUGUCUUAUUAGCAUUAGCAUUAGCCGCAUAAACAGGUUAUAUGCGGAUGUUUGGGCUUAUCGAGACAUUGUAGUCUAUGCUACCAAGACAUGGACGUAUGCUAGCUAUGUUAUCAUAUCACGAUAAGUUCAAUUUCCGAUUCUAUGGUCAUUACAAAAUGUUGAAUUAUGAUUUGUUGUCAAAGUAUACGGUCUUUUAUUUUAAUUUUUUUUUUUUUUUUACAAAUUUUUGGAAAUUAUGGUAAUGGUUUUCCCGACACUACUUUAAGUGGGCGAAGUAUUGCAGUAUUGGAGAUGGUUGGUUCUCUGAGCCUUGCCUUCCAUAAGUGUUUUUGUAACUAACAUCAAGCUAAUGUUAGCAUAGGGACUGGGUACAUAGUACUGUAGGUACUUCAGGGUGGGAAUGGGGUGGCGGGGGGGGGAGUCAAGGACGUGUCCAGGAGUCCACAACAAUUUUAAAUCAACUGGACUUCUAGUUGGGGUUUCCGGGAAGACGUUCACUUUAAUCCAAAAGGCUUCUUCAGUUCAAAAUAUGCCGGUUACAGAAUUCCGAUAUUUCUGGGUCUCUGGGUGGGCGUGUCCCACGUGUUCUGGCAUGCGAGUUACCAAAUAUGACCGAUGACCUUGUUAUUCUACGGCCUUGUGUUAUGAUGAACGGUUCUAACGGAAACAGGGGCGGCGGUCUCCCCAGGCGUUCCCCGGGCCAACUGUGGUCUUCCCCCAGGGUGCAUACCCGGACUAGAUGCCCUGAGACACCCGGUGAACGGUAGUCCACGGAAAAACCUCCUGUACCCACACAGACCGGUACCCAGAAGGAGAAAGACCCACCCCAAACAUGUCGAACCAAAGACUCCUUUUGGAUUAAAGUGAACCACGUUCACCCUACAAGACUAAAGACCAGUACGCAGAUGAGCUUGAACCUGGACGACUGAGACUCUCGACGCAGAUUUCGGGUAUUUUUGGUUUCAUUAUCAUGUGUUCAUGUGUCCACGUGACUUGGAAACGGCGGCAUCGGACGGUCUUGGAUGCUUCCAUAUGUUCAAACCAAAUACUGACUUUAAAGUCGUUUGUGUACUGCAGUAUUACACCAACAGCAUUCAUGUACUUUUCAGGCAUACGCAGUGUGGGGAAAUAUGUAUUUGUAUUUGUUGAUUGAUUAUUGGAACACAAAGAGGCCAUUACAACUUUAUUUUUGUCGAUGAAUAAAGUCAUCAGUUAGACUCCAGACCACGGGGGUCCUAAGUGGUUCUCGUGGGGGCAUUUGUGGAGAGCGACUAUUUUUUUAAUUGGCUUGUGGCGCAGUCUAAACUGGGGGGGGGGGGGCAGCAAAAGCGAAUAAAUCAGCAGUAAUUUGUCAAAAUAUUGAGAGAAAAAAAAGCUGUAAAGUAAUGAGAAAAAACAUACAUUUAAAAAACAUUCAAUUGAAAUAUUAGAUUGAAAAAUUGAAAUAAAUAAAUUAAAAUAGAUAAUAAUAAAGAUUUGUAAAGAUUUUUAAAGUUGUAAUAUUAUGAGAAAGAAACAAAACAAAUAAAUUAAUUAAAUAAAAUAGAUAAUAAUAAAGAUUUAUAAAGAUUUUUAAAGUUGUAAUAUUAUGAGAAACAAAAAAAUUAAUUAAUUAAAAUAGAUAAUAAAGAUUAAUAGAUUUUUAAAGUUGUAAUAUUUUGAGGAAGAAACAAAACAAAUAAAUAAAUUAAUUAAAAUAGAUAAUAAUAAAGAUUUAUAAAGAUUUUUAAAGUUGUAAUAUUAUGAGAAAGAAACAAAACAAAUUAAUUAAUUAAUUAUAAUAGAUAAUAAUAAAGAUUUUUAAAGUUGUAAUAUUAUGAGAAAGAAACAAAACAAAUAAAUAAAUUAAUUAUAAUAGAUAAUAAUAAAGAUUAAUAAAGAUUUUUUAAGUUGUAAUAUUAUGAGAAAGAAACAAAACAAGUUAUAAUUUUUGGAUUGUGGAAAAUGUAACCAAAAUCAAGUCAAAAUAUUUUUUAAUUUUUUAAUAAAAAUAAAUUAUUAAGAGAAUUCUCACAAAAAGCCACUAAUCCUACUAGAAAAAAAAUUGGAAUACUGUGAGGAAAAGUAUUAUUAGUAGCAUAGAAUAGAAAUAUUAAAGAAAAAAAAUAAACAAACAAUAUAAAAUAUAUUGAAAAUAUAUUAAAAAUAUAAACAAAUAAACAAAAUAAAAAUACUAUGGAAGUAAAGUAAAGUCAAAAUAUGGGAAUAAGGCCAUAAUAUUACAAAAAGUUACCAAGAUAAUUCAACAAGAAAGUUUGAAAAAUAUUAAAUAAAUAUUUACAUUUCAAUUAAUUGCAUAAUUGAUUAAUCGACGAUUAUUUGUUGCAGCUCGAGAGGCUAUCAAGGACAAAAAAAAUAUUAAAUAGGUUAUAAAUAUUCCCCCCCCCCCCCCCCCCCCAAUAGAACUUAACCAGCAAAGUAUCAAAUAAUUAUUUGAUUAUGAUUAUUCCCCCCCACUGCAUUUGCUGUUUUGUAUCUUUGGCUUUGUCUUACGCUCUGCUUUGUUUUUUUUUUUUUGUUUUUUUUUUUUAAUUCAGCAUAAUUCAUCUACCCUGUAAGACAUUUUUCCAGCUUUUUACUCAUAUACUUUUAUUUGAUCAAAGAGCCGAUGUCCUGUAUUGACUGCAGGCUUGCGUAUAUAUUUGACACAAACUAUUGUUGUUUAAUAUAAACCAAAGGAAAAAAAAUACCUGUAAAAAAAAAAAAAAAAAAAAAGUACAGAAAAUUGGGAAAAAAAUGUAGAAAAAGAAGUAAACGAGGGGGGAAAAAUAAUUUAUAUUUUAAACCUGCGCAGAAGGCUGAAAAAGUCAUAUUUAGAAUAACAAAAUGGCAGUGCCUUUUUUUUUUUUUUUUGUACUCGAGACAUUUACCCCUAAUGUAAAUGUGUGUUUUUAUUUUUAAUAGACUUUAAAGACUGAAAUGUUUACAGGCGGAAACCAGUGAUGGCUUGUUCACAUUAUUAUUUUUAAAACUUAUAAUAAAUAAAUAAAUCCGAGAGAUGAAAUAUUGAUUUUGGAAUAAAAGCGCUAAGAGCGUGUGAACACAAGCCACCAUUCAGCCGCCAUCACGCGGCGGCCGCCUGUAGCCUUCCUGUUCUGUGUGGAGGAUACAGACUAUGUUUAUGAAUGUGUAUGAAUGCAUUUUUUUAUUAUUAUUAUUAUUAUUAUUAUUGUCUUGCUGUAAUUUGAGACGUACCAGAAUGCUGUGACUUGGCAUGCCUUGUUAUCGAUAAAAAAAAAAAGUUAUAAGUUCUGCAGUUUGUGUGUGUGAGAUUUUUUUUAAAAUGAUAUUUGUAUAAUCGUGUCAUGAUAUUACUACAUAUUUCAUACGAUUUACUUGCAUUGAAAUCGGAAGUCAAGACAGAAUUUGAGCAGAAUUCUGAUGGAAUAGCAUCAAAUAACACAAAAACUUACAUCACAUGGAUACUGUAAACAUCCAGCAGCAACACAACAUUUUAAUAUGGGCUAUUUUGAUAAAUAAGUUUGACAAAAAAGUUGACGAUUUGUUUGCUUUCGUUGAGAGGAAUAAAGUCAAAAUAUUAGGAGGCACAGUCUAAACUGGGUGGGGGGGG
Doryrhamphus excisus (bluestripe pipefish) is the source of this 12465-nucleotide messenger RNA. The record is from RefSeq and is a predicted model, not a curated record. Lineage: Eukaryota; Metazoa; Chordata; Actinopteri; Syngnathiformes; Syngnathidae.